AUGUCCUCGGAUACCCCCUACGCUCCGCCAAGCGCCGAAUCGAUCAGCAGGGCCAUCGAGGCCCUGGCUGCCCGCAACGUAGACGCCGUUUUGGUGGGGAGCCGGGAGGCGGCAUUAACCAAGCUGCGGGAAUUGGUGCCCGAGGGUUGCGAGGUUUUCGUCAACACGUCGGAGACACUGGACGCCAUCGGUUACACGGAAUAUAUGCACGGUAACGACCGCUACAUCAACCUGCACGACCAGAUGAUGUCCCAGCCCGACCCGGCAUCCCAGAGGGAGUUCCGCCGCAAAACCACCACCGCCGACUACUUCGUGGGCAGCGUGCAGGCCAUUGCCGAGACCGGCGAGAUUGUCAUCGCCAGCAGCUCCGGCAGCCAGAUUGGGGCUUACUCCUACGGCGCCCGACGCGUCAUCCUAGUGGCGGGCACGCAGAAAAUCUGCCCCACGCUAUCCGACGCCGAGGCCCGCACCCGCGGGUUCACCCUGGAGCGCCACGACCGCUGGUUGGAAGGCCGGGGCGUAGCUCCCACUCCCAUCGGCAAAUAUCUCGUGAUGGAGCACGAGCCUGUAGUCGGCCGCAUUUCAAUGGUUCUCAUUCCCGAGAGCAUCGGCUGGUAAAACGGCCUCAAGGACAUCAA
This is a messenger RNA of Geodia barretti, 638 nucleotides long. NCBI's taxonomy places the organism in Eukaryota, Metazoa, Porifera, Demospongiae, Tetractinellida, Geodiidae. The record is from the annotation of a GenBank genome assembly.